This is a messenger RNA of Pelmatolapia mariae (spotted tilapia), 3648 nucleotides long. Its product is annotated as E3 SUMO-protein ligase CBX4-like. Gene Ontology annotation, molecular function: SUMO ligase activity; SUMO binding. The record is from RefSeq and is a predicted model, not a curated record. Gene Ontology annotation, cellular component: PRC1 complex. Lineage: Eukaryota; Metazoa; Chordata; Actinopteri; Cichliformes; Cichlidae. The coding region runs from base 243 to 3185 and encodes 980 amino acids. The transcript has 11 exons. Gene Ontology annotation, biological process: negative regulation of transcription by RNA polymerase II; protein sumoylation.
UUGCACGAACAGAGCUGAUCGCAGCCGCACUACUGUGAAUAUCUGUACGCUCAGUACCAAGACCGUGGAGUGUGCAAAGGAGAGAGAGGGAGAGCGGUGGGGUGGGGGGGAUACAGUUGAAUUCGGAUACAACUGGAAAACUACCAAGCGCGCACAGCACGCACCGAGCGGACGGCACAUCGACGGUGCGUAGCCAGCAGUACACCUACUCCCCGUCCGCUUUCGAUAAGAUUGAGCCGAGAAUGGAGCUCCCUGCCGCUGGAGAACACGUCUUUGCGGUGGAGGGCAUCGAAAAGAAGCGCAUACGAAAGGGCAAGAUAGAGUACCUGGUCAAGUGGCGAGGCUGGUCUCCCAAAUACAACACAUGGGAGCCAGAGGAAAACAUCCUUGACCCGCGCCUCCUCGUCGCGUUUCAACACAGAGAGAGGCAAGAGCAGCUGAUGGGAUAUCGAAAACGUGGGCCGAAACCAAAACAUCUUUUGCUCCAGGUGCCCUCGUUUGCCCGAAGAUCAAGCAUUCCUGCUGGUUUUGAAGAAACAUCUCAGGAUGCAGAAGGCAACCUGAAGUCUGAUCCCAUUCAGGCACAGCAGCGCUCCCAGCCUCAGCAAUACCAGCUGAACAGCAAGAAGCACCAUCAGUACCAGCCCAGCAGCCAGGAGGUCCCCUGUGACCAGCUGGCCAACAACAAGAAGAAGUUCAUCUAUCAGCUAAACAGCAAGAAGCACCACCACUAUGAGCCUGACCCAAAUAUGUACGACACGCAGGCCUCUAGGCUCAAAGAGGUGGUUAAAGUUCAGGAGGCAGCGAGUAAACCUGCAAAUCCAGGCUGGAACCUACCUCUGGCCCUGCAGCAGAAGUGGAUCCGUGAUAAAGACACAGGCUGCCUGAGCAAAGUCAAGGAGCUGGCCGUGGAAGUGAGGAAACCGGCUGUUAAAGAGGCAGAGAGUGAGCACGCCCUUAAGCCCAAUCCCAAGGAUGCAACCCUGCCGAGUGCUAUUAGCAGCAAAAUGAAGAUAAUCAAGAAUAAAAACAAGAAUGGACGUAUUGUUAUUGUCAUGAGCAAAUAUAUGGACAGUAACAAGGUUCACGGUGCAAAGGGUAAACACGGGGAAUCAUCGAGGGAAGACAAACCCCAAAACAUGAAGACGUCGGAAAACAACCCAGCACAUGCAACCAAAUUGGAGGAGCACCUGGAGAACGGUAUCCCCAAAGAGAUUUGUAAUGGAAGUUCCCUCUCUGUAGUGGAGCAUCCUAUAAAGUGUUCCCCAAAGGACAGGCAUUUCUCCAAACCUUCACCAAGCACAGCAGAGGAAUACAACACCGAAGUGGCUCGUGGUCAAGCUGAUUUACCGGACGAUUUACCCUUACAGCUGACCGCUAGCUCUCCUCUGACUUCUUGGGCUGUUGACACCAACAUUCCAACGCCAACAGCUGUCGACCAGAUCCGGAUCCCUUCUUUUCCCGCUGACCGCAAGAGAAAGCUCUCCGAUCCCGUGGAGGAUAGGAGCGUAUCCAAAAUCUACCUGAGUUCCAGGAGCUUCAGCGUGCCCAGCACUGUGGUCACGCCACCUCAGGAUAAACCUAUGGACCUCCACUGCAACGGCCCACGCCAGAGCAGUGUAUGUACGUACGAGGAUUUGGGUAGUCAAGAGGAGCCGAUGGACCUCAGCUGCCCAAAGACCAAGAAGCAAGCUCAAGCAGAAACGCCGCCGGAGCCAGAGCCUGCUGUCAAAGAUGCACCUCCUGUGACAGAGGACACGCAGAUAUCCACGGAGGCAUCUAAAGAAGCGCCUGUUAAAAAAAUCUCCCCUUUUAUGGGAAAUAUCAUCAUCACUGACAUCACAACAAACAGUCUCACUGUAACCUUCAAGGAAUACGUUUCUUACCCACUUUUCACCGACUCGCAGCCAAAUAUGGAGAGCCGCAGAAGCAGCAACGUGUCUGUAUGUGCGGCUGCCUCCUGUCAGCACGCACCAGUCCGCUCUCUGCCUCUGCAGAAGCCGUGCAGGCUGUACAGCCACUCUAGUACCGACAGGAAAUGUCGGUCUACAGGCUAUGACUAUCAAAAUGGUGGUUCAUAUUUCGACGGCAGCCACAACGCAUCUUUUGUCCGCUGCGCUCCCGCCUUUACCAUGGAGCUCUCGGCUGUCGGUGAGAGCGUCUUCGCAGCCGAGUCCAUCAUUAAACGGCGAAUCAGACGGGGUCGUUGGGAAUAUCUCGUAAAAUGGAAGGGCUGGUCUCAGAAGUACAGCACUUGGGAGCCGGAGGAAAACAUUCUGGAUGCACGUCUCUUCUCUGCCUUCGAAGAGAGGGAGCGAGAAAGGGAGAUGUUCGGGCCGAAAAAGAGGGGACCCAAGCCUGAGACAUUUCUUUUAAAGGCCAAAGCCAAAGCCAAAGAAAAGACGUAUGAAUUUAGAAGAGAGGCUCCCAGAGGGAUCCAGGUUUCCUAUCCCAUCCCCGAGCCUAUCAUAACACCGAGGGCCAGGGAGGGUUUGCGCACCGUGGUUCCCACAAUCUUCCCGCCCAGCGCGGUCAACAGAGGGGAAAGUGUCCACAUUCGCCCACCAGAGUCGGAGAGAAGGCCCAGAACAACUCCAGCAGCUGCUCUGACGGUCCAAGAGUCCCAGCAGUUCCCCAAAAAGAGAGGACGCAAACCCAAAAUGCACAUGCAUUAUGAUAAAGACGACGGCAGCAGCUCAGCAGAGCCGGACGCCAAACGUAGGAAGUUCAUGAAGGAGCCCACGUCUAACCACAGCCGACGCCCGCAUCAUCACGGGGAGACGUCAGAUCACUGCCUCAUGCAGCUGACCAAGAGGUUUCAGGAGGAAACCACCAUAACACCCAAAUCCCACAGCGAGCAGAGACAUUUGGGGGGCGCGGGCUUCUCUUACCCGUGCGCAUUAGCUUCGGAUUUGCGCAAAAGCGAGCAGGGGAGGCACAGGACUCACUGUUUGAGCAUGAAGCGGCCUGCAGCGAACGAGUACUCUCUGCCCCGGGAACAAGUUGCUGUCACUCCUUCACACACCGAUUCCAUCCACGAAUCCUCCGAGCACCCAGCCUCAUCCUGGACCCCCUGUUUCGCUCACCUGGACACUGUGACCGUAACCGAUGUCACCUUGAACUUCCUGACAGUCACCGUCAGAGAGAGCAGCACGGACAAAGGCUUCUUCAAAGAUAAAAGAUGAGUAUUUCAUGUAGUUCAGAGGAGGCUAAUACCUGCCAAGGAGGUAAUUGUGUAACAAGCUACUAACAAACAGGCCUACUGUAAUACUAUAUUUUUUCUAUGUAACUUUCAAACGUGUACAUACCGAUAUUUAAUACGCUGCUGAUGAAAUUAAAAUCAAACUUUAAGGAGUGUUGUUGUUGCUGUUGUUGCUCUUUGACUGUCCACCCGCUCUCACUAUUUCUUUUUGCACUGUUUACAGAAACUCUGCAAGUAUAAACAGAGUUAUCUGAUCGCGGUCUUUGUGGAAUUAUUCCACAGUCUUUGCUGGUUAAAAUUCAUUCAGCUGGAACAUUCUUUGACAGCGAUGCCAAAUACGAUUCGUCGCUGGCUGACAGUUGGUUUUGGUUGAAUUGUGAUGAAGUUUUGUGCGCGAUUCAGCCCAAUUUCUAGCUUUAGCUUUGCACCAUCCUGUGUUCAACAAA